AACUGCGCAGUUUGCGCCCUCAUACUAAAGCAACAGUUGUUGCCGCAAAUUAAAAUCCCAACAAAACCAGCCGCAAUAGCGAGUGACUCGACACCUGCCAAAACACCGCCUGACACCAACAAUCACAGAGCUCAUAAAGCGGAACCCUCGCCUAUUUAUAUAUACAAUGUCCAGUGCGACGUCAUGGAAAGAAGUACGUCAGAGCCAAUUAGGCAAGAGGAAUUGCCUGGGUGGGCGAGGCUUAGGAAGAAGGCCGGGUAUGCGCGCACCUCCUAAGCUUGGUCCAGGGCGCGAACCAAUGUCCAAGCGGAGACGCUGAAGAGGACGGAAACGUCACAACCCGGUGAGCGAGUGCCCGCUAAGCGUCGACCCGAAUCACGUGACGCCCGGGGGCAUAUCGGUGAGGGGAGGAGUAGGCAGAUCCGUUGGGAGGAGAUUGAGGUAGUGGGCUGAAAUAAAGAAAUGAAUAAAAUAAGCAGGGGCGAGGAAUAGAAAUUAAAUAAGCAAGAGGGCACCGUACUCAUUGGGCAUCCCCUCCUCCCGCACGCUCCUCCCAGCGCAGUGACAUUGCCAGCCGGGUCCCAGAGGAGUUCCCUUUCUCGGCUGCCUGUUCUUAGUAUGGGUGCGGGGGUGAGUUGGGUGCUUAGUGUGUGAGGCGCAUGAGUGAGUGCAUAUCGGCAGCCGCACGCUCUUUUCUUCAUCUUGGCGAUUUUGUUCCACGGAUUCUAAACUGCCUCCUGCUGCUGCUGCUGCUCGGAUGGCUGCCUAGUCCCGCUCUGGAGGGAGGCCACUGGGAUUGUACCAAUUCUCCCUUUUGGUUUCAGUCAGGUCCCUUAUCACCGGGGCUUCCCCUCCUCCUCCUCAUCUCCUUGAUCACCACUCCCCUGUCCCCUCCCUCUGCGCCCCCACCCCCCCCAUCGCUCCGGCUUCACUCGCAGCUCCCGGCCACUGCCACCAACUGCCGCCUGCAAGUCAAGCACCCAGGGGCCGGGGAGGGGAAGACCAUGCUGUGAGGGGAGCCAGUCCUGCUUCUCCGUCUGCACCGCCCAACUCAGAUGGUAAAUGAAAUGACGCAGUGGAGAAAUAUGGAGCUGAAUUCAAGGCAUAUCUAUGGAAAUCCCCUUUGAGCUUUUUUUAAUUCCUUAACAUGAACUUGUUAUAGAAAUUGAUUUUUGUUUUUUCGUUAUUUGGGGAGAAAACAAGCCCCAUUGGAAUUUCCAACAGCUGCUUUAACUUCCCUGUACGAAAGGAUUUACAGCAAUCAAAAUGGCUAAUAAUUCAGUUGCAUAUAGUGGCGUUAAAAACUCUUUCAAUGAAACAAACCAUGGGGGAGAGUUUGGCAUUACAAUUGAAGAGCUUCGCACGCUUAUGGAAUUGAGAUCGACGGAUGCUUUGCAAAAAAUACAGGAGCGAUAUGGUGAUGUGUAUGGAAUUUGUACUAGGUUGAAAACCUCUCCACAUGAAGGUUUAAGCGGGAAUCUAGCUGAUCUUGAAAGGAGGCAAGAAGCAUUUGGGAAGAAUAUUAUACCUCCUAAAAAGCCAAAAACAUUUCUUCAGUUAGUAUGGGAAGCACUACAAGAUGUAACAUUAAUUAUUUUAGAAAUAGCAGCCAUAAUAUCUUUAGGCCUUUCUUUUUACCGUCCUCCUGGUGGAGAUAAUGAAUUGUGUGGUCAAGCUAGUGGUGCUGUAGAGGAAGAAGAAGGGGAAGCAGGCUGGAUUGAAGGAGGUGCUAUCCUUGUAUCUGUUGUAUGUGUAGUCUUAGUAACAGCUUUCAAUGACUGGAGCAAAGAAAAACAAUUUAGGGGCUUGCAGAGCCGGAUCGAACAAGAGCAGAAAUUUACGGUUGUUCGUGGAGGGCAAGUUAUUCAAAUCCCUGUGGCUGACAUAGUUGUUGGAGAUAUUGCACAAAUUAAAUACGGUGAUCUUCUGCCUGCUGAUGGAGUGCUCAUUCAAGGAAAUGAUCUGAAAAUUGAUGAAAGUUCAUUAACUGGAGAAUCUGAUCAUGUAAAGAAAACGCUUGAAAAAGAUCCUUUGCUGCUUUCAGGAACACAUGUCAUGGAGGGGUCUGGGAAAAUGGUGGUUACUGCCAUUGGUGUGAAUUCCCAAACUGGAAUAAUUUUUACUUUACUUGGAGCUGGAGAAAAUGAGGAAGAAAAAGAGAAAGAAAAAGAAAAAAAGGAUAAGAAAAACAAAAAGCAAGAUGGCGCCAUAGAAAAUCGAAACAAAGCAAAAGCUCAAGAUGGAGCUGCCAUGGAAAUGCAACCACUAAAGAGUGAAGAGGGAGCUGAUGGGGAUGAUAAAAAGAAAGCAAAUUUGCCAAAGAAAGAGAAAUCUGUCCUUCAAGGGAAACUUACCAAGCUGGCUGUUCAGAUUGGCAAAGCAGGUCUUGUGAUGUCUGCAAUUACAGUCAUAAUCCUUGUUCUCUACUUCGUAAUUAACACAUUUUGGGUGCAGAAGCGACCAUGGCUGGCUGAAUGUACUCCAAUUUAUGUUCAAUAUUUUGUGAAGUUUUUCAUCAUUGGUGUAACUGUUUUAGUAGUAGCUGUUCCAGAAGGUCUUCCACUUGCAGUUACAAUAUCCCUUGCUUACUCUGUAAAGAAAAUGAUGAAAGAUAACAACUUAGUAAGGCACCUUGAUGCUUGCGAAACAAUGGGAAAUGCCACUGCAAUUUGUUCAGAUAAAACUGGAACCUUAACCAUGAACAGGAUGACAGUGGUCCAAUCGUUCAUCAAUGAAAAGCAUUACCGUAAGGUUCCUGAUCCAGACUCUAUUUCAGAAAAUGUGUUGGAUCUCCUCCUAACAGGGAUUUCUGUGAAUUGUGCUUAUACAUCGAAAAUAUUGCCUCCUGAAAAAGAAGGUGGCUUGCCACGCCAUGUUGGUAACAAAACUGAAUGUGCCUUGCUGGGAUUUAUUUUGGAUAUGAAAAGGGAUUACCAAGAUGUAAGAAAUGAAAUCCCUGAGGAAACCUUAUUUAAAGUGUACACUUUUAAUUCUGUAAGAAAAUCCAUGAGCACAGUUUUAAAGAAUGCUGAUGGCAGCUACCGGAUGUACAGCAAGGGUGCCUCUGAGAUUAUCCUUAAGAAGUGCUUCAAAACACUAGGCAUAAAUGGUGAGGCCAAAAUAUUCAGACCAAGAGACAGAGAUGAUAUGGUUAAACGUGUUAUUGAACCUAUGGCUUCAGAAGGGCUGCGAACAAUAUGUCUAGCGUACCGAGAUUUUCCUGCUGGAGAGCACGAGCCUGACUGGGAAAAUGAAAAUGAUAUUCUUACUGGUCUCACCUGUAUUGCUGUUGUAGGAAUAGAAGAUCCAGUCAGACCAGAAGUGCCAGAUGCAAUUAGAAAAUGUCAGCGUGCUGGUAUAACUGUACGGAUGGUUACAGGGGAUAACAUAAAUACAGCCCGUGCUAUUGCAACAAAGUGCGGCAUUCUGCAUCCCGGAGAAGAUUUCCUUUGUGUAGAAGGCAAAGAAUUUAACAGGCGAAUACGAAACGAAAAAGGAGAGAUUGAACAAGAACGAAUAGACAAAAUUUGGCCUAAACUUCGUGUUCUUGCUAGAUCUUCUCCUACUGAUAAACAUACACUGGUUAAAGGUAUCAUUGACAGUACAGUUUGUGAGCAGAGGCAAGUAGUAGCUGUGACUGGCGAUGGGACAAACGAUGGUCCUGCACUGAAGAAAGCAGAUGUUGGCUUUGCUAUGGGCAUUGCUGGAACAGAUGUUGCAAAAGAAGCGUCUGAUAUUAUUCUAACUGAUGACAACUUUAGUAGCAUUGUGAAAGCAGUGAUGUGGGGAAGGAAUGUCUAUGACAGUAUCUCAAAAUUUCUUCAGUUUCAAUUGACUGUCAAUGUGGUUGCUGUUAUUGUAGCUUUUACAGGAGCCUGCAUUACACAGGACUCACCCCUUAAAGCUGUUCAGAUGCUUUGGGUAAAUCUCAUUAUGGAUACAUUUGCAUCACUUGCUCUGGCGACAGAGCCGCCAACUGAGUCUCUCUUAUUAAGGAAACCUUAUGGUAGAAAUAAACCCUUAAUUUCUCGCACAAUGAUGAAAAAUAUAUUGGGCCAUGCUGUUUACCAGCUAGUCGUAGUUUUUACCCUUUUAUUUGUUGGCGAAAAACUUUUUGAUAUUGACAGUGGAAGAAAUGCACCUCUUCAUGCUCCUCCUUCACAGCAUUAUACAAUCGUUUUUAAUACCUUUGUUAUGAUGCAACUGUUUAAUGAAAUAAAUGCCAGAAAGAUCCAUGGUGAAAGGAAUGUUUUUGAAGGAAUAUUUAACAAUAUCAUCUUCUGCAGCAUUGUAUUAGGUACCUUUAUUAUACAGAUUGUAAUUGUUCAGUUUGGUGGAAAGCCAUUCAGUUGUACUGAACUCACAGUAGAUCAGUGGUUAUGGUCUAUUUUCCUAGGAAUGGGAACAUUACUUUGGGGACAGCUGGUAACAUCAAUACCUACAAGUCGGUUAAAGUUCCUUAAAGAAGCUGGACAUGGAACGCAAAAGGAUGAAAUUCCAGAAGAGGAACUUGCUGAAGAUGUGGAGGAGAUUGAUCAUGCAGAGAGGGAGUUGCGUCGUGGUCAGAUCUUGUGGUUUAGGGGCCUAAACAGAAUUCAAACUCAGAUGGGAUGGUCCUUUCUCUUGUUCUCUCUCUCUCUUGCUGAGCAAGCUGUCACAAUCUCUGAUUCCUUGCAGAUGGAUGUAGUGAAUGCUUUCCAAAGUGGAAGUUCCAUUCAGGGGGCUUUAAGGCGGCAACCCUCCAUCGCCAGCCAGCAUCAUGAUAUUCGAGUGGUGAAUGCAUUUCGUAGUUCAUUGUAUGAAGGUUUGGAAAAGCCCGAGUCAAGAAGCUCAAUCCACAAUUUCAUGACGCACCCAGAGUUUAGAAUAGAAGAUUCCGAGCCUCAUAUUCCACUCAUCGAUGAUACUGAUGCUGAAGAUGACGCUCCAACAAAACGACACUCUACUCCUCCACCCUCCCCCAAUAAAAAUAACAAUGCUCUUGACAGCGGAAUACACCUUAUUAUAGAACCGAACAAAUCAGCUACCUCUUCAGCCCCAGGCAGUCCACUACAUAGUCUGGAGACAUCACUCUGAUUGUAAGAUGAAUGUUGAUAUACUAGCUGAUUUGCAAAGAAACAAAAUGAAACUGGGUCCUUUCACACAUUGUGGGGUGCAGGAGAGAACUCCUGCUUUGGACUUCAAAUGAAGACACACUUGUAUGAAUGUAGAUUUAUUUUUUUAAAAAAUGCAUUCUGCCAGACUGAGGGUGCUUUUCUUGGGAGGGAAAAGGGAUGGGAUAUGGGGUUGACACAGAUAAAACUUAAAAUUCAAAAAAAGUGACCUGCAGAACAUCAGUUAUAUAUACCGAUGAUUGGCCUGGACAGUGUGUUAGCAACAUUCUAGAUUAUAUUGGUCCUCAUUUCCCCCCCCCCCCCUUUUUUUUUUUUUUUGGGCCCCGGGUUGUUGAUUUGAUUAUUUAUGUUAUAAAUGAUACAGAUCUGUUUACAAGGUUUAUAGAUAUUUUUGUUCCUGUUUAUUGAAGGGAAGCUUCUAUAUGAAGAAAGAAAGAAUAUCCCUUUCAACACUGCUGUAUUUUCACAAAAAAGGGGUGUUUCUAUCGAAAAUGUUCAACAUUUUUGCCUGCGAUUUCCUUGUUAAAUAUUGUAGAUAACAUUGCUAAGACUGAUAGCCAAAUAGAGAACACUAAUGCUUUGCACAAGUUAAGCAGCAGUGUUCUAAUGAAAAUCACGGCCUCUCUCCCUUAGAUUCUUUAAAACAAAAUUUACUACUUAAUGGUUUUCAAAUUACAUUUUUUUAUGUUAAGGAAAUGAUAACUUUGUUUCAAAGCUCAAAGGAAUAUUGUGUUAUGCAGGACAUUAAUGUGUGACGGAUCUUGCUUGAAAUCCUUUUGCUAUCUCCGUCAAAAUAUAUAAAAAUCAAAAUUCAUCAAAAAAUGUAGUCCUUUUUUUCUGUUUGUCUAAACAUGUUAGUUUUAGAUUUGUCUUGGUGAACUGUGAGUGGAACCGUGUUGAUUUUCUAAUAAAUCUUUAGGUGACCUUCAUACAGCAUGAGGGCUGUUGGCAUUUUGAAAACAAAAGUUACUACUAGGAAGUAGUACAGUUAUACAUGUUUUUGUUUUUGAAACUUGUUUGUAAACACAAUAAACAUGCCCUUUUAUUAAAUACAAA
This is a messenger RNA of Xenopus tropicalis (tropical clawed frog), 6170 nucleotides long. RefSeq names its product ATPase, Ca++ transporting, plasma membrane 1 (gene atp2b1). The transcript has 22 exons. Gene Ontology annotation, biological process: calcium ion transport; calcium ion transmembrane transport. Gene Ontology annotation, molecular function: nucleotide binding; ATP hydrolysis activity; ATP binding. The coding region runs from base 1267 to 5076 and encodes 1269 amino acids. The record is from RefSeq and is a predicted model, not a curated record. Gene Ontology annotation, cellular component: membrane; plasma membrane. NCBI's taxonomy places the organism in Eukaryota, Metazoa, Chordata, Amphibia, Anura, Pipidae.